AUGGAGAGAGAACAAGAGGAGAUGCAAUUUGUUGGAUUCUUUGGUGUCUACAAAGAAGCCUCCAAGAUCAUACUUUCAUGGAGGAGAAUCUUCUCCCAAAUCACCUUAACAUUAAUUCUCCCUCUCUCCUUCAUCUUCCUCAUCCACAUAGAGGUCUCCAACCUCCUCUUCAGGAAGAUUCUCUACAACUCAAUAGUCAUGAAUGAGACAAAGCCUGACACACCCCGAUACAACAAGCUUUCUGACAUGAUCUCUUCCGAAUGGAUCACUCUCGUGCUCUUCAAACUCGUUUACUUUACUUUGCUUCUCGUAUUCUCCCUCCUCUCCACCUCAGCAGUGGUCUACACCAUCGCCUCCAUCUACACCGCAAAAGAGGUAACUUUCAAGAGGGUCAUGAGUGUGGUCCCUAAGGUGUGGAAGAGGCUCAUGUUGACCUUCUUAUGUGCCUUCGCUGCCUUUUUCGCUUACAAUAUCGUGACCAUGCUGGUUAUCUUCUUGUGUGCGCUUGUAAUUGGGUUUAGCACUGGUGGGGUUGUGGUUUUUGUUUUGCUAGCUGUUCUGUACUUCAUUGGGUUCGUGUACCUCACCGUGGUGUGGCAACUGGCCAGUGUUGUGACUGUGUUGGAAGAUUCGUGGGGGAUUCGAGCCAUGAUGAAGAGCAAGGAGUUGAUAAAGGGGAAGAUGGUGCUGUCCAUAUUCGUAUUUUUCACUCUGGUGGGGUCUUUUGUUUUGAUAAGGGUUUUGUUCAAGCAGACUGUGGUGGAAGGAUGGAGUGUGAAUUCUGUGGACAGAACAGCAUAUGGUGUUCUUUGUUUCUUGCUCUUGUCUUGUUUGUUCCUCUUUGGGCUUGUUGUGCAAACUGUGAUCUAUUUUGUUUGCAAGUCCUUUCAUCACGAGAAUAUUGACAAAUCAGCUUUAGCAGAUCAUCUUGAAGUUUAUCGAGGAGAAUAUGUGCCUUUGACGGCCAAGGAUGUUCAGCUGGAGCAAUACCAAGUUUGA
Molecule: messenger RNA, 999 nt
Organism: Sphenostylis stenocarpa
Lineage: Eukaryota; Viridiplantae; Streptophyta; Magnoliopsida; Fabales; Fabaceae
Source: the annotation of a GenBank genome assembly